AUGGGUCUAGGUUUGUUACCAAGAAAUUCUUCCUUCAACCUGUUAUUCAACCAUUUACAUGAAUUGGGUUUAGAAAGAAGCCUUUACAGAAAGUAUUAUGGUGCUUCUUCAGUACAGUUAUUGUAUGAUUCUGAUAAAGCUGUUAUUCCGAUAAGAAGAUCACAUAGUUGCAAAGGUCGCAAGCUUUAUUCAGUUAUAGUGAGAGUAUGCAAGUCUUUGAGUUGGGAAGUUGCAAAAGAAAUCCCUUUUAAAAAAGCUAUGAAAAAGUAUGGCUUGUCUCAUUCGAUAAAUGCCUUUAGCGCGAUGGUACAUAUUUUUGUGUUGGCACGGAUGGAUAGGGAAGUGUAUGCUUUGCUCAAAGAUAUUGUUUUCAACUUUGAGAACACUGGUAUUGACUUGCGUAAUGUAUUCCAUUUUGCUCUGCAUUCGUCACCUAAUAAUGCUACAAGUUCAACUGUUCUAGCUGAUGAACUAGUCAAGGUGUUUGCUGCAACUAAACUGCUUGAUCAUGUUAUUGAUGUUGUUAAUCAGGUCAAGAAAAUAGGGCUUAAACCGAGCAUUUAUUCAUGUAAUUUCUUACUGAAAUGCUUGGCAGAAGCAAGCCAAAAGGAGAAUCUUGUAACUCUAUUUGAGGCAAUGAAGAAAUUUGGACCAUCACCUAAUGUGAGGACAUACACAAUCAUGAUGAACUUCUACUGCACAUAUUAUCCAGGGCAACAGACCGGCGUAGAUAUAAAAGAAGCCUAUAAAAUUCUGAAAGAAAUGUGGGAAAAGCAAGUCAGCCUUUCUACUGCAACAUAUAGUGUAUGGGUCCAUGGACUUUGUAGAAUUGGAUGCCCUGAUGUUGCUUGGAAAUUCAUUCGGAAGCUGAGGUAUGAGAACCAACCACUGAAUUCUUACUGCUAUAAUGCUAUUAUUCACGGAUACUUUGCUGAAGGUGAAGUAAGUAAAGCUAUAAGCGUUUUCGAAGAAAUGAGGAGUUUUGGAAUAACACCAGAUGUCUGUAGCUAUAUCAUUCUAAUCGGUGGGUUCUGCAAAUUCGACAGUAUUGAUAGAGCAUUGUGUUUUAUUCAGGAUAUGCAAGAUAAUAACAUCAAGCCUAACCCAAUUAGCUAUAGCUCAAUUCUUAAGGGUUUGUGCAACAUUGGAGCAGCGUAA
Nicotiana tabacum (common tobacco) is the source of this 1158-nucleotide messenger RNA. Lineage: Eukaryota; Viridiplantae; Streptophyta; Magnoliopsida; Solanales; Solanaceae. The record is from RefSeq and is a predicted model, not a curated record.